AUGAUAAGAGAAUUAAAUCACAAAGACCUUCAUUCUAUAGACAUCAUACAGGAAUGGCAGUACUGUGUCAAAGUGAAUGGCGGUCAGACGUGUCUGUCCUGUAGGGAUAUUCCGGAACCAAUAGAAUGCUCCAUGGUGACGCAAUGCGGCGAACACGAGCAAUGUUUUGUUCAGAAAUACGUGAACUACGCUGGUCACGUGAGAUAUGAUCUAGGAUGUGCUUCAAAUCUGAGCUGUGAUAUGAUUCCUCCCAGUCGUAAGACUGCUAGAGUUAUCAGUCCUGACGACUCUGUAGUAUGUGAAACCUGCUGUAAUGAUACUGUGAUCUGUAAUAGUAGAGGACUUUGUGGAAGUCAAGCUCUACCGGAACACUCCGGAACCCUCUGCUAUCAUUGUGACUACCAAUCACAUCCGGGCAGCUGUGAUCACAUUAAGCUCUGUUCCAUUGAUAGGGCUUGUUACAUCGGUCUUGCUCAUGACGUCACCAGCGCGUCAUAUCACUGGGUAUCGGGCUGUGCACUUAGAGAAACCAAAUGUAAAAGUUUAGAGAUGUUCGCAGACAAUCCGUUUUGUUCGAGCUGUUGCGAAGGAGAUCUGUGUAACAACCGUUGUCAUAGGAACCAAUCUGCUAAUGUGUGUGCUGACAAAGAUCAGUUUUGUCCCUUGUUAAAAGACAGAUGUCACACAAUGCCAGACGUUAAGAAGGCGUGUCCAGCAACCUGUGCAUUGUGUCCUAUGAAUUCCUACGGAAAUACUACAUCAAUUUCUCCACCUACCAACUCCACUGGAAAAACUGAACAAACUCAUGGAUACGUUACAAUUCCUGUAUCUAACCAGACUACUGGUAACGUUAAUCAAUCACACUCAACGACUCCGUCAACAUCCACAUCGUUAGCUUCAUCUACUCACUUACCAACUGUACAAACAGUACUCUCUACAUUGAACAAUUCUGGCAGCAAUAACAGUUCCACACAGCCGCCGGUCAUAACAAUUGAUGACUGUGUGGAUGCUGUCAACGCUAGCUGUAGUUCCUAUAACUUGUUUGAUAUCUGUAACACAACAAGUAUAUACUACCCGUGGGCAUCUGAUCACUGUAGAAAAAGCUGUGGACUAUGUCAUCCAGGUGUGUGUGAGGACACAAUUCCUAACUGUGAUGAAUACAACGCCGACAUGUGCACUAACCAUAUAUACACAGCCUUCGUAUAUCUACACUGUAGGAAGUAUUGCCACAAAUGUUAAAUGUCGUAAAACACUGCCGGAAAUGCU
Molecule: messenger RNA, 1266 nt
Organism: Saccostrea cuccullata (small rock oyster)
Lineage: Eukaryota; Metazoa; Mollusca; Bivalvia; Ostreida; Ostreidae
Exons: 11
Coding region: 1-1239 (412 amino acids)
Source: RefSeq, a predicted model, not a curated record